Rhipicephalus microplus (southern cattle tick) is the source of this 1664-nucleotide messenger RNA. RefSeq names its product kin17 DNA and RNA binding protein (gene kin17). Gene Ontology annotation, biological process: DNA replication; DNA damage response. NCBI's taxonomy places the organism in Eukaryota, Metazoa, Arthropoda, Arachnida, Ixodida, Ixodidae. Gene Ontology annotation, molecular function: double-stranded DNA binding. The record is from RefSeq and is a predicted model, not a curated record. Gene Ontology annotation, cellular component: nucleus.
GUAUAGUGCACUCCAGUUUUGUAGUAUGCUCGCUCGGUACCGCGUUUACGGCGUGUUUCGUGGUGUCGUGGUCCUGCAUAAGCUUUGUUGAUGUCUUUAUUUAAUCUGCUUUCACUUACGCUUGUCACUCAUUAAGCUUGUUUGCAUUCUCACCUCUAUAACCUAGAAAAUGCCGAAACACGACCCGUUCAGCCCUAAGGGCAUCGCGAACAGAAUCAAGUCCAAGGGUCUUCAGAAACUGCGAUGGUACUGCCAGAUGUGCCAGAAACAAUGUCGGGACGAGAACGGUUUCAAGUGCCACACGAUGUCGGAGUCGCACCAGCGGCAGCUCCUCCUGUUUGCUGAAUGUCCGGGAAAAUACCUAGGAUCAUUCUCAAAAGAAUUUGCUGACAGUUUUUUGGAGCUGCUCAAGAGACGAUUUGGCACUAAGCGAGUGCACGCCAACCAGGUGUACCAGGAGUACAUCGCGGACAAACAGCACCUACACAUGAAUGCCACCCGAUGGCUCACCCUUACCUCAUUUGUCAAAUGGCUUGGCCGUGAAGGCCAUUGCACCGUCGACGAGACUGAAAAAGGAUGGUUCAUCACUUACAUUGACCGAGAUCCAGACACCAUUCGAAGACAGGAGUCAUUAGCCAAGAAAGAAAAGCUUGACCUGGACGAUCAGGACCGGCUUGCCAAGUUCAUCGACCGGCAGAUUGAGCGAGACCGUGAGCGCAAAGGAGAAGAGGCAAUAACCACUACAGACUUCACGGAACUGAAACGAGAAAAUGAAGAAGAAAAAGUUGUUUUCAAGUUGGCUGCUUCCUCCUCGAAACAGCAAGAAGAAGCGGCACAAAAGGAGACAAAGGUGAACCCACUGGAAGUGGCUGCCAACAAGGCUGCGGAAAAGCACAAGGCACCGUCAUCAUCUUCGUCAACCUGCGGCGAUGGCGAGCCAAAGCCCAAGAAAGCAGCAAAGCUCUCGGCCCUGGACGAAAUCAUGCUCGAACAAGAGAGGAAGAGGGAGCAGAUAAAUCGCCGGGCCUACUGGAUCGCUCGCGACAUUGUGGUCAAAGUGAUGGCCAAGAAGCUGGGUGACAAGUACUACAAGAAGAAGGGCGUCAUAGAGGAUGUACAAGACCGGUACGUGGCGACAGUUCGAAUGUUGGACAGUAAUGACAAAGUACGGCUGGACCAGAGUCACUUGGAGACGGUCAUCCCCAACAUUGGGCGGCGUGUUAAGGUCGUCAAUGGUGCCUACCGGGGCCAAGAAGCUACCCUGCUUGAAGUGGACCAGGCAAAUUUCUGUGCAAAGCUCCGUCUCGACGCCGGACUUAUCAGUGGUCGCAUACUUGAAAGAGUUUCAUAUGAGGACUUUUCCAAGCUUCACGUGUCGUCGUGACAUCCGUGAAAGAAAGAAUGGGUGCUUGUUUCGUCAGAAAGGUUUUCAAAAUUUCUGUUGUGUUCAUCAAUUUCGACUGGCUCCUUUCACAUUACUGUCCACUGCACCGAACUUUUAUUGUGUUGUCUGUUGGUUAUAUGCGAGUGUCAAGGACAAUGGCUUGAUAUUUGCCACAGAAGUUAUAUCCAGUGGUGAAAGUGUUUGUGAUUUCUGCGAUGAACAGCCUUCAUUUUAUUGUGAUCAGCUGAAUAAACAAAGAAGUAAUUUAAAACCCACGAAA